AUGCCUGAAUCGCCUACAGAGACCAGCGAUAUCUCGGUGGUUAUCCAGGAAGCCAUGGGCGAAAAGACCCCUGCUGCUGUGCUUGCUACCAAAGAUGAGCAUACACUCAGUGACGAUGACCUCAACACCAAUCCGGACACGAUUAUCAUUACCGGUGCCGACGUAGCUGCUCAUCUGUUACCUCUUCGAGAUGACUUUGACAGUGUCCUCACCUUUCGCAGUAUCUUACUUGCUUCUGGUCUUGCGUGUUUCCAGGCGGUGAUGAACCAGAUUUAUCAGUUCAAACCGACUCUGGUUAUGAUUCAGGGAACCUUCAUCGUGCUCAUCUCCUACUUCGUCGGCAAUGCCUGGGCUAAAUUCCUUCCCCGUGGAGACAAAUUCGAAGCUCGCUGGAGGGCGAAAGGCGGCCAGGGAAACCUACCUUGGUGGAUUACGGUGAUGAAAUUUUUGAAUAACGGGCCAUGGAGUCUGAAAGAGCACUCCAUCUGUGCAAUAACUGCAACAUCAGCUUCGAAUGCUUCGUCUACGUCAACUGUGUUUGCAGCACAGGAUCUAUUCUACAAUCUUCCCUUGAGCGCAACGACUGUGAUAUUGAGUGUCAUUUCUAUCGGGCUGUUUGGGUAUGGGAUCUGCGGAAUUAUGCGUCCUAUCUCUGUCUGGCACACCGAGGCUGUCUACUGGUCUACUUUGCCUACAGUUAAGACUCUGCAAGGUCUUCAUUGGCAGGAAGUCAAAAACUCGAAACCGCUCAGGUAUUUCUGGUAUGCAUUCACUGGCAUGUCGAUAUAUGAGAUUAUUCCUGCCUACAUAUUCCCGUGGCUAAACUCGGUUUCUAUCCCGUGUCUCGCUGCACAAAAGGCCACCGGUGAGACUGCUGCCGUACUCAAUAAUGUCUUUGGUGGAGCUACCAAUAAUCAAGGUCUGGGCCUGUUCUCAUUUUCGUUCGAUUGGCAAUAUCUCACAUCUACCCAAACCUCGCUCCCUCUCAAGCUGCAAAUUCAUCAGGCGGCUGGACUCUUUUCCUGUUUCGUUAUUAUGAUAGGCAUAUAUUACGGAAAUGGCUGGAAUUCGAGAUCACUUCCAUUUAUGUCGACGAGACUGCUUACGAACAACGGCACCGCAUACCCCUUGAGCGACGUUUUCCCCGGUGGUAUCCUCGACGAGGUCGCUCUGGCUGAACAUGGUUUGCCGAGGAUCACUGGAACGUUCGCAUUCGCGAUGUUUAUGGCCAACGCAGCAAUGGGUGCCCUGAUAGUUCAUUGCAUCCUAUUUUGGGGCAGCGAUAUCCGGCAGGCCUAUAAAAGUGCAAAAGAGGGCAGAUAUGAUGAUCGGCACCAUGCGCACAUGGCCAAGCAUUACAAAGAGGUUCCGUGGUGGUGGUAUAUCAUCGUGCUUGUUGGAAGCUUUAUUCUCGGUAUAAUUGUGACCGUGAAAGAGAACAUCGGUCUGACGGUUUGGGCAUACGUCAUCUCACUGCUGCUAGGAUGCAUUAUCGCCCCCUUCAGUGUCCUCCUCUAUUCUCGCUACGGCAAUGGUAUUGCUACCAACAAUUUGUCGAAAAUGCUAGCUGGACUCAUCCUCCCUGGGCGUCCAGUCGGUAACAUGUACUUCGCUGCUUGGUCGCAUAACGUCAUUUCGAAUGCGGUUAAUCUUUCCAGUGAUCUGAAGAUGGGCGAAUACCUCAAAAUACCUCCACGCAUCAUGUUUCUAACCCAACUAUAUGGCACAAUUCUCGGUGGUUUCGUGAACUACGCUAUUAUGAACUCUAUUGUGUCAAGCAAUCGAGCACUUCUCGUCGAUGGUAACGGAAACUCCUCCUGGAGCGGUGCAACUGUACAAUCUUACAACACCAAUGCCACAUCAUGGGCUCUGGCUCCCUAUAUCUACAAGAUUGGUACCCCAUACGGGGCUGUACCUGUUGGUUUAGCCGCAGGCGCUGCUGCUGUGGUCAUUCACCGUAUCCUCUAUCAACUCGUGCCCAAAAUCGGAAAGUUUGACAUCUCGGAAAUCAAUCUACCGCAGUUCAUCCAAUACGCCGGUUACAUUCCCUACAACCAAAGCCAGACCUGCGUCCUCUUCACCUGGAUCACCGCCGGCUUCUACGUUCAGUAUUAUCUCCGAAACUAUAGACCGCGGAUUUUCAGGGAGUAUUCGUAUCUGAUUACGGGAGCUUUCGAUGGCGCUAGUCUGACGGUUCUCUUCAUCCUCUCAUUUGCCGUUUUUGGGGCUGCUGGGGUUUCGCACCCAUUCCCAUCGUGGUGGGGAAAUAACGAAAAUGGGAACUACGAUUGGUGUCCCGUGGCAGAGUGA
Messenger RNA from Penicillium mononematosum, 2310 nucleotides. RefSeq names its product OPT family oligopeptide transporter. Gene Ontology annotation, molecular function: oligopeptide transmembrane transporter activity. Gene Ontology annotation, biological process: transmembrane transport. NCBI's taxonomy places the organism in Eukaryota, Fungi, Ascomycota, Eurotiomycetes, Eurotiales, Aspergillaceae. The transcript has 7 exons. The record is from RefSeq and is a predicted model, not a curated record. Bases 1 to 2310 code for a protein of 769 amino acids.